This is a messenger RNA of Carassius gibelio (silver crucian carp), 1096 nucleotides long. Its product is annotated as SPRY domain-containing protein 4. The record is from RefSeq and is a predicted model, not a curated record. Gene Ontology annotation, molecular function: protein binding. Bases 144 to 812 code for a protein of 222 amino acids. NCBI's taxonomy places the organism in Eukaryota, Metazoa, Chordata, Actinopteri, Cypriniformes, Cyprinidae. The transcript has 2 exons.
UAUAAUAAAACAUUUUUCAUAUACACAGCCUUCAUGUAUGUGCGUAGCGCUGUGUUUUUUACAGUAGGGGGCAGCAGCGCGCAAGCAUUUAGACAGCGCAACCUUGCGACAGAAACCGAAGUAAAACCCCCAAGUUGGACAACAUGGCGAUGUCCUCGUGCAUGUCUCUUCUUUGCCGUUUGACAGGCAGAUCUUUAGGGUCCGUACUCGGUCACGGCCGCGGAAAAACUCUCACAGCUCGGAGAUGGUAUAUUAGUGCCAGUGCAGGAAACAAUCUGCAGUUUAAGCUUGAUGAGCAGACAGCUCACAGCAGCCUGGACCUUUUUAAGAAGGACACGGGUGUGAUCUAUCGAAUGCUUGGUGUGGACCCCACUCUCGUGCAGGACACCCCUCUCCGAUUCCGGGACUGGGCUGUGGUUCUCGCUGACACCCAGAUUGACUCUGGACGCCACUACUGGGAGGUCACGGUGGAAAAGUCCCAUGAAUUCCGGGUGGGUGUGGCCGAGGUGAUGACAUCACGUGAUGAAUGCGUGGGCACCAAUUCCAGUUCCUGGGUGUUUGCGUUUGUCCAGAGGAAAUGGUUUGCUAUGACCACUGGCAAACAGGUCCCGGUGCCAUUGGUAGGGAAUCCCGACCGGGUCGGGCUCUUGCUGGACUACGAGGCUGGACAGCUCAGUCUGGUGGACAUCCAGAAAGCUGAAGUGCUGUACACAAUAAAAACACAGUUCCGCGCGCCCAUCUGUCCUGCGUUUGCACUCUGGGAUGGGGAGAUACUCACACACUCAGGACUGGAGAUCCCACCAGGGCUUUAGUGACUCUUGUUCAUUCACACAUGGAUGCUACAUGCCUCUUAAUUGAUAGAGAAGAUGUAGGGGCUGACUGUGGAAAUCAGUGGGAACAUAGCUGUUUUUUUUUACUGCCAUUAAACCAGAUUUGAGCAAGAUUUGUCUGUUCAGCUGGUGAAUACAUCCUCACAGUCUACUAUUUGUGUGAUGCAGAUGAACUAAUAAAUCCAUACAUGCACAUAUAAACACUUGAUAUGCUUAAAAGUCAUUUCUCAUUUUGCAUCAGUUUUUCAAUAAAAAGACAUUCUUUA